AUGGAGAACAUUCGCAGUGCAGACAGUGAAACAAGCGUUCGGCACGUUUUCGGUUGUGAGGGUUUUGACAGCAGUGAGGCCAUAGAUGCAUCGUUCCAUCAGAACACGAGCACCCGGAACGGGCCAACAGCCGAUGGAUGUUACUUCAAUGCCGUGUUCAACGACAGCAGCGAAACGUACGUGGAUGAGGAUGAAAUCGUUUCAAGUCUCGGCACAACAACAGGUUCCGAUCCGUCUACGGUCGUCAACAAACCAUCAUCGGCAACGGUACGGUUGACAGUUCCGGAUGGAUCGCAACCCUUCCGUCGAAGCCAUUCGAUGCGAUCGUCCUUUAACUCGUUGCGUAGUUUGCGUACGAAGCUAAAGCCCAGUACAAACACAUCCGGCAGCAGCGGUACGAUAGGUGGUGCACACUGUCAUCUGCCAACCGUCGGUGACCUGGCAAGAUCUCCAUCGGCCGGUAGCACGGCAAAGCAACGAUCCAAACCCCGCACCAACGCUAGCAGCUCCAGCAGCUUACACUUUACGCGAUCCACCAGCGAUGAUAUGCGGCGAAGCUUACGAAACAAGCUGCACAAGCUUAAAAUCACCUACAACGAGUUGCGUCGCCUUCAGACGAAAGUUCUGCAGGACAAACGCACCCUUGACGACGACGUACCGGAAAACAUUCCUCCCAAAGCGGCUGCCCUGCUUAUGGAAGGAUUUUCCCGUACGAGCAGUGUUCAAAGUUCGUUGAAAGUUCACCGAAGGCAGCCACCAGCAGCAGCAGAAGCCAACACCUCCGUCACUGUGACGCGCGCUAGCUCGGUGCGGGUGAAAGCAGCACGUCCAUCACCGCUGGUUUUUGCAAAUUUUGACCACCGGGUAGAAAGUUUGGUGACAGCGGAUCAGGGUACGAAUUUAAAAGUGAUCCGAAAGGCGAAUCAGAAACAGGAAGCAGAAGAACCAACGCCAAACUUGGUAGUAAUCGGUGGAAAAGCAUCAGAGUCGUUGGUGGAGGGGCCAGAGAAGGAGCCGGACAAGGUGACGUCUGAAGUCGAAGUAUCAAACCGACCGGUUGACCGGCAAUCGGCAUCACAUGGACAACAUCAGCCGCUUACCGUCACGAGGACGGCCACCAUACGGAAAGGAUCGGUGUGGGCGAACAAUACGACCAAAAUCAGUCUUCCCGAGCUGGUCACACGAUCACUCUCGAAUCUCGAGCUGCCAAGUUGUCGCGUGCCCUGUCCCAGCAUUAUACCACGGCCGGCCGAAGCGUCACCGAACCACAAAUCGGCCGCCAGCUCCAGCUGUUCGCUGUCCACGAUCGAAACGCAAACGGUAACCGCAUCGGUUCAAUCGCUGCCCAUCACAAUCGCCACCACCAAUCCGACCACCAGUACCGUUUCGUUGACGUACGAAGAUGAGUUAUCCCGCAGCCCGGGCCGAAGGAAACCCCGUAACUCACCGCUCGGUUCCCUGCUGGCUGCGGUCACCUCACCCGUACUGAGCCGUAUCUCUAGCGCCAGCUCACCCAACCUUUCCAGCAGCUGCUCUACAUCGUCCGGCAGCCGAAUGGAGUACCUGCUACCCCACCAGCAGCAUCCACCGGGUGCGGGUGCUGGAUCAGCCACGGCACAACAGCAACAAAUUCUACCCAAACAUCGGCAACAUUCGCCGAAGAUUAUUAAGAAAACACGCCACCUUUCAACCAGCUCGGUCGAGGAGACGGAUGCGUGCGAGCUGAGGGGUAGUGGGGGCAAGAGCAGCCGCCACCACACGGUUAGCCAAGCCCAUGCGGAAGCGGAACGUAAUGCACGCAAUGCGCAACACUUGCUGCUACGUUCAAAUCGGCUCACCGUCAGCGAUAAUCAUAAUUUAAGUAACAUUGGUGGAAACAAUGGUACCGCAAUCACCACCAGCACCAGUACAACCAACUCGGUCGACGUUUUGGCGGUACAUAAUGCGAAAAGUGUUUCCCCCUUGCCAGCGUAUCAGCAUCAGUAUCAGCUUCAGCACCAACAAUCCGGACCACCACCACCACCACCUUCCUACUGGAAGCAAAAGAAGCUACCGAACAAGAAACAGCACAAGCAGAUGCAGGCACAGCUAGAAAAAGUGAACCAAAUUAACAUUCAUCUACACGCACUGUUUUCCGCCGUCGAGCAUGGCCACCUGGAAAAAGCACGCACCAUCCUGGAAAGCACGGACGUGGACGUUAACAGUCUCAACAGCGACGGUCUCACGCCGCUGGACGUGGCCGUGCUUAGCAAUAAUCGUUCGAUGACUAAAAUGUUGCUCCAGCAGGGCGCCAUCGAGAAUGCACAUUCUGUGCACGCGGCCAACAGCAACAUGGGACUGCAUCUGAACAAUCUUCUCGGCGAGGCCGAAGCGACCGUACACGAGCUGGGAAACUUUGACGGCAAUCAGCCGGGCAUGGUAGGCAGCGAGCGGACCGGAUCUGGGGCCAAUGCCGGCAAAACUACCUUCUCGAACAUCAUCGGCAGCAGCGGUCCCUCGGUUACCAGCUGUACCGGGAGUGAAAUCGACAAGCAGGUGGGUCUGUGGGAACGGCGCGUCAAAGGACUCCGGCGGAUGAUACUCGGCUGGGACCAAACGAAACCGCCCGAUGUACCGAACCGUAUCGACAUCGACGUGACCGGCUGCAGUGCGGUUAGCUUGCGGUUGUACGAACCGCUCGAAGGUGCCAUAACUACCAAAUUCAAAGUGCAAUGGUCAUCACGAUCGGAUUUUAGCAACGUCGUCGGUGAACGUGAAAUCAGCGAAUGGUGCAGCUUCCAUGGGUGUAUGGGUGCGGUCUGCAAUCUGAACGAGCUGAUCCAGGGCCGGCGAUACUUCUUCCGAGCGUGUGCCGGCAACGUGAAGGGCUGGGGACCGUACAAACUAUCCGUCCCGAAUUGUGUCGUACCAUCGAGCUGGCGUGACGUGGAGGGCCGGGACAAUCGAUUCGCUGGCAAACAGCGCAAUCUGGACGAGCUGUUCAACGCCGUCCGCCUAGCACGGCCCGACGAUGCAUCCGAGAUAGCGCUCGACGGUGGGCAGCAGCAGAAGCGGGCGACGAAAAAGAAAACCACCAUCAAGCAACUGUUUUCGGCAGCGUCCAAAUUUCAGAAAAAUCUCAAACGGGGCAUUUACUUAGCCUGCGUCCUGUACCAUGAGGAUAAGCUAUUGCUCACGAACGAAGACUUCGUACCGGUAAUUGAGAUUGAUGAAACCUUCACCAGCAAUCUGCACACGGACUUCUACUGGCUGAUGAAGGUUGCCUGCACAUGGGACGAUGUGAAGUUGUUGCGAAUGGACAUGGAACGUAACGCAUCGUCGGCGAUACAUUUCCGCACGAAAUUGUUGUCUGCCGCCUGCCAGAUGCAAUCUUCCUUAUCGAUUACCGAUCUGGGACAGCUGUUUUAUCGCCCGCUACGAGACGUGCACGGUACGGUGGUGCUAUCCUGUGUAAACUGUAUUAAGAGUCCCAAAGCGGUAUCGGUGCUAAACUCGCGGUGGAUACAGCUAAACAAAAUCCACAAAAAGCUCGCCCUCUCGACGGAGGACAGCAGUAUCAACGAAAUUCUAAUGAACUCCAUCCAGGAACAGAUCAACUAUCAUCAGGUCUCGAACAUCCGUCUUUCCCGUGGUCUGUACGUAGGCUAUCUAAAGAUGCAAAGCUCGGUAGACGUCAUCCAGGUAGUAGUACCGGUCAAGGCACCGAACGUGCUGCCGCACUGUAAAAUUCGUGACAAUCCCCACGUGUCGGCCGAGGAAUGGGAAUUGAUAAAGCAGCACAAACCUUCCAGCAUUUUAGAAUUUCGACCAAAAAAUCAAGGCCCUACCGAGGUUCAGCUACACUUCCUGGAAAUGCUCACCAAAGCCGUCCACAAUCUGUUCCAGUACAUGGACAUCCCGGUCGAUGUGGCGGUCGCCCACCGGCUAUACGAUGUGGAGGUGAUCGAGCUGAACGCGGACGUAAGCUUUCUGAUCAUUUGUCCACCGGCGGAAAGUAGCUGUGCCGUGCCGGGCCAGAAAGAAAGCUUGCUGCAGCGGGGCGAUCUGUUCUCGAUGCCAAUACAGGCGUUCGAAAUGAUCCAUCUAAAAACGUACCAGAGUAGCAUCAUACAGAAAUACUCGCGCUUGUCCUGCAUUCUUGAGCUCGAUACGAUGCUGGCAAAUCAUUUGCAUCGGGAAGCAUUUAGCAGUUCGGAGCUUCAGAAGGCGAAAGAUCGGUUGGCAAAGUUGCAAGAGCUUUCGGGUGGUUUAAACACAAUCUGGAAAGGUGUUCGAUGGUUGAUGGACGUGAUCGGUUAUGCGCGGGAUCGUGCCAAUAUGCCAGAGCUCAACAUGAAACAGAUACUGGAUUACAAGACUACGUAUUUUGGCAAGCUGCCGAAGGGUGGUAACGGUGAUAAGAAAAAGGGUGGCAGCGAAUCGCAACUCCUUCAUCCGCCUGGUACAGCUCCACCGGGUGCGAACAGUUUCCACAAGAGUAGUCCGGGUCGAGGGUCAUGGCCCGGUCCGGCGGUAGAGAAUACGCUAGGGCAUAAUGGUCUGCUGGAUGCGGAACACUCCAAGUCCGAGCAACUGCUGAAGUACAACAGUGCCCGGUUUCUGAACGUUAGUCAGGCCGGUUCGCGCAAGAACAGUGCCGAUUCGAACUCGGUCGCCACCCACAGUAGCUACUACUCGGUGACGGGCGUAGAGCCGGAGAAGGAAUUUGUAGUAAUGCCACGGUUGCCUCCGUCACGAUCGGAAGACACGCUCAACAGUUCAUCGCAUCAUCAUGGAGGCGAAGCAAAGCAUCCCGGGGGAACGGUCGGAAUGGGCGUUGGGAGCAAAAAACGACCACCUACCAUCUACUCCAGCUAUUCGGCAACGUCCAGCCCGUUGCUUAACGUCCGCUCACCGUUUCUAGUGCCGAUGGUACCGACCUCCAGCCCGGUAAAUCUCGCCACGAAGAUAACGGUUCCGGUAGAAGAUAUUGAAAACUCCAACAAACAGAUGGCCAGUAUGGGAGGGCAACAAUCGGCACCCUUAACCACCGUAGCUGGUGUUACUGUACCGUUUAAAUUGAUGGCAAAAAAGUCACGUGACCAAGCACUAAAAGCAAUCAAUUUUAUUGAACGAGAGCAACAGCAAGAGAUGGAAAUAUUCGAGGAAACUAAACCCAUCCUCACGACGACGUACCUUAAGCCAACGCUAGCAGCCCUCCAGAACGAAGCCAAAUCCUACCAAAAGCCGGAAGUGGUAGAAUCUCGUGAGCCGGUAACGGUUCCAGGGCAGGAAGCACCACCCCCAACACCAAGUUCCGUUGCCAUCCAGGUGGAACAAACGUUACCGGUUAGCAGCAGCACCACCACCGCAAGCGAACCAGAACCAAGCGGCGCCUCGGAACCGACCACCGAUGCAGCAACCGGUGGAACCGUAGCAAACGCUACCAGCAUCCUACAGGUGUACGCAGCGUACGAAACCGGUUUACCGAGCGGAACCUCCCUAAAACUUCGCGUUACACCCAAAACGAGUGCACGCGAAGUGAUCGAUCUGGUCGUAAAGCAGCUCAACAUGGCGGUCGUAUUGAAGGGUCGCGAAGGACCAAUCUACACACCGGAACGGUUGGACAAUUUCUGUCUCGUGGCAGUGAUCGGUGCACGGGAACGCUGUCUGCGUGACGAUUUUCGACCACUGCAGCUUCAAAAUCCAUGGCGCAAGGGUCGGCUUUACGUGCGCCAGAAGCACGAUCUGUUGGCAGCGAUCGAACAUUCCAAUCGGGAUACGGCGGACAUUUAA
This is a messenger RNA of Anopheles maculipalpis, 5775 nucleotides long. RefSeq lists its product as uncharacterized. The transcript has 11 exons. The record is from RefSeq and is a predicted model, not a curated record. Gene Ontology annotation, biological process: establishment of mitotic spindle orientation; regulation of establishment of bipolar cell polarity; signal transduction. Gene Ontology annotation, molecular function: protein binding. Lineage: Eukaryota; Metazoa; Arthropoda; Insecta; Diptera; Culicidae. Bases 1 to 5775 code for a protein of 1924 amino acids. Gene Ontology annotation, cellular component: spindle.